ACACAGUAAAGAACCCAAGUCGAGCUAACAAGUUGGCUGCCAAGCUAACGUGAACAUCAAACAAAUACCAAAUUUUAAAUCAAACUUUUCAAAUCGACGUGCAAAAUGAACACGUCACAAAUAGUAAUCAUGAUAUGUUGCAUAGUCGGCGUCGCACAAACCGCGCUGGCGCUCAAAGAGGACGACUGUGAAGUUUGUGUGAAAACUGUUAAACGUUUUGGUGACACACUGGACGAAGCCACGAAGAAGGACUACAAACUGAUUGAAACGGCAUUUAAGAAAUACUGCAAGACACAGAAAAACAAGGAACACAGAUUUUGUUACUACCUGGGUGGCCUUGAGGAAUCGGCCACAGGUAUAUUAAAUGAACUGAGUAAGCCAAUGAGCUGGUCAAUGCCAGCGGAGAAAGUGUGUGAAAAGCUGAAGAAAAAGGAUGCACAAAUUUGCGAUUUACGUUAUGAGAAACAAAUUGAUUUAAACAAUGUAGACCUCAAGAAGCUGAAAGUGCGCGAUCUGAAGAAGAUCCUUAACGAUUGGGAUGAGAGCUGUGACGGUUGUCUGGAAAAAUCCGAUUUUAUAAAGCGCAUCGAGGAGCUGAAGCCCAAAUAUUCGCGCAAUGAACUGUAAAUAAAUUAUCUUAGCUAUUUACGAGAUACACGCCCACUCAAUACAACAAAAACACCCACAUACACAUAUAUUUUAGUUAAUUUACAAUUUUGAUAGACUUUGAGAGAAAUAAAUAUCUAUUUUGAAAUAUAAAAAGGAAAACAAGAAAAUGUGAGAAAAGAUACACAAUAAACACACAAUGACCUCGUACACUU
Molecule: messenger RNA, 821 nt
Organism: Drosophila hydei
Lineage: Eukaryota; Metazoa; Arthropoda; Insecta; Diptera; Drosophilidae
Gene: Manf
Product: mesencephalic astrocyte-derived neurotrophic factor homolog
Exons: 4
Coding region: 106-627 (173 amino acids)
Biological process (GO): neuron projection development; dopaminergic neuron differentiation
Cellular component (GO): endoplasmic reticulum
Molecular function (GO): calcium ion binding
Source: RefSeq, a predicted model, not a curated record